This is a messenger RNA of Pelobates cultripes (western spadefoot toad), 20603 nucleotides long. The record is from the annotation of a GenBank genome assembly. NCBI's taxonomy places the organism in Eukaryota, Metazoa, Chordata, Amphibia, Anura, Pelobatidae.
CAAUUAGAAGGUUAGUGUUUAAAUAUAUGUAUGGAGUUUUGUGUGAUAAGCACUGCAGUUUAUUACCUGCACAGGGGAAAGGGGAGACACAACUGAACUCUAUGAUAAAGUCUGAACGGAGAAGGUUAUAAACAUGUUUUUGAUUCAUGCAGUUCUGCUGUUUUUGAGCUUAGAUUUUUCCAGGUAAGUAACAAUUUGAGAAUGUAUUUAUUAAUGCAUUGAUUGAAUGUUGGUUAAUGACAUAUUCACUGCAAUAACCGAAACUGUGAUAUCAAUUUUCUGGCACCCAGAUGUCUCUUGUGGGUUGUGUACAUGCUUUUAAUGAAUCUGUGUUAGAUUUUCAGAUAAAAGUACAUAUUUUACAUUGAGACAUGUAUGCACUAAACUAUGAAUUGUAACAUUAAACCCAAAAAGGCAACAUGCAUGCUAUAAUAGCCAAGUUGUAAUUCUAGCUGAGUGGGACAUGCUUUCGAAACCACAAAUUUUUGCCUAAAUUUUGUAAUUCAGUGUGUGUGUGUGUGUGUGUGUGUGUGUGUGUGUGUGUGUGUGUGUGUGUGUGUGUGUGUGUGUGUGUGUGUGUGUGUGUGUGUGUGUGUGUGUGUGUGUGUGUGUGUGUGUGUGUGUGUGUGUGUGUGUGUGAUAUUGAGGAAGACUAAAAGUGUACUUAAUUGAGUUUCAAAAAUGUUACUGAUAUCUUUGAUUGUAAGGUUUUACUUUUAUUGAGUAGUAAAUAUGUGUAUUGCGGAUAUUAAAGCUUUUUUUCGAAGUUGCUCAGAAAAGGCAGUGUUUAUAUUGAUCUGCAAAGACGUACCUCUAGUCAGGGCCGUUCUUUGGGGUAUGCUGCAGGUCAAUAUUACGCAAUAAUCAUGGUCGCCAGUAUCAGGUUGCUAGAGCUCUACCGUGUUCAUGUAUAUGUAUAAGUUCUGGCAGUGGUGGUGGGGUGGGGGUGACUUGAGACAGAGUCUGCUUUGCAGGAUAUCUUGACACCUUAUUGUUCAGGACUGAAUAUCUGCACUUUAAUGUCUCAGUAUAUUAGUUUGACAAUUAUUGUUUCCCACUUUAGUUUGGUUACUGCUGCCAUUUUUAAUAAUAAUACUUAUAUUGCACUUACAAGUUUAAUACCUGUUAGUAAAAAUUGUAUUUUCAUUAGUCUUUCUAAUGUCUUUGUUUUGUAAGGAUGGGAGAUUUUUAAUGGUGGGAGGUAUUGGAUGAGGGGGUAUGGCUAUGAAGGGACACAGUGAAUAUUUUGGCACAGAGUGCCCAGGGGCUUAAGGUCAGCUGUGAAACUAGUGGUAGUCACUGACACAGUCAAGAGUGGCACUCACUGCUACAGUCCUGCAAUCUUUGUAGGGCCAACGUUCUGCGCCUUAACACUUAGUAUGAAGACGCUGAAUUCUCCCCAUAUUGAUGCAUUGAGCUAAUAAGGAGAUUAUUGGCUUAUAUAUAAUAGCUUAUUGGCGAGGGCACAGCAAUUUACACACUUGCACAGUAGCCUAUAUGAAAGCGUUGGGUUGAAAGAGGUCAUGGUCACUGAUGAUCUCAGCUGGGGGUGGAAUGGCAGCCACAUUUUGGCAUUGACAAAGGUGAAACCCGAAAUGUCCUUCAAAUAUACUGUAUGUAGCACUCUCUAUGCAUAUUUGGCAUCUAGUUGUGCUGCCUUGGUUUUUUUAUAUUCUGUACUUAGCAUAAUGUUCAGAAAUAUAUGCAAACAAAUUUAAAUAUAAACACGUUUAAAGAGUAAAUGUGAGGUUCCUGUAUUUGCUGUAAUCCAACUUUUGCAAAGACUGGGAAGUAGCUAAAACACUGUCAGCCAAUCUGACAUUCUCAUUAUUAAAGGGACACUAUAGUCACCAGAACAGUUACAGCUUAUUGAAUUUGUUCUGGUGAGUAGAAUCAUUCCCUUCAGGCUUUUUGUAGUAAACACUGUUUUUUUAUCAGAGAAAAGGCAGUGUUUACAUUACAGCCUAGGAAUACCUCCACUAGCCACUCCUCAGAGAGCUACUAGAGGUGUUCCACCCUCUGCCUGGAGACACUGAGCUCUCCUCAUAGAGAUACAUUGAGUCAAUGCAUCUCUAUGAGGAGCUGCUAAUUGGCCAGGGUCGUGUUUGGCUUGUGCUCCUGAUCUGUCUUCUUGACAAGCUCAGCCAAUCCAAUGCUAUCUUAUGGGAAACUAUUGUGAUUGACUCAGAUUGGCUCAGGCCCACUGCUGAUGAUGUCAGCCAAGAAGGCAGAUCAUGAGCAGAGCCAGCAGCAGCAGACUGGAAUAGAGGUACAAUUUUACUGUAUUUAGGGGGGCAAUGUGGGUCAAGGGGGCUAUACAGUGUUUUUAACACUAUAGGGUCAGGAAUACAUGUUUGUGUUCCUGACCCUAUAGUGUUCCUUUACCAGUGUGAAUGCAUUAAAUGCAUAAUAAGCCCCUAAGAAAGCCCCGAGGGGGUGAUUAUCAUUAAGAAUCCCACUCCACACAUGGGAGAUGAGGGAGUUAACCUAAACCUCUGUAAAUAAAUUUGUUUCUGUGGUAGGUAAGGAACAGCAAAGGAACAUAAUAGAAUGUAAGCGUGGCUUUAUUUCUUUUAACUUUUAAAUACAAAAUACCAUAAUAUAUAUAUAUUGAUUUCUAUAUAAUUCACACUUUAUCAGUGCAUGUAUCCCACGAUGCUAUGUUCCUAGUAAAUAAAUAUAUACCGUAAAUGUUUCUAUCUUUACUAUUUCUUGUACUUUCAUCAUACAUUGUUUGUGUGUUUGUUUUUGUUUUGUUACAGAGGUGAGGAGUAUUUAAAGACCACCAAAUGGGAAAAAAGUAGGAAAGCAAGAUCAGUGCAGGAACCUCCUCAGCCGAUUGACUGUGAGUUGUCCAGUUGGUCUGGUUGGAGUGGUUGUGACCCCUGUGAGAAAAAAAGAGUAAGUACAGACAUGAAGUAUUUUACAGAAAUAGUUGUUUUUUUAUAUGUUCAGGUUUUAACACACUUUAACACAAAUAAAACUGUAUACAAACCAAUUUAGAGCUGGCAUUCUCUAGUGUAUCAUCAAACAAGAUUUAUCUGGCAUUCCAUACCCUACAAGUAAGCUAGACUUGACUUUCCCUGGUGACCUUCUCAGCAACUUAGAUGUUUAAGCAGAAUAGACAAGGCAUUCGUAGGUAACCAUUUAAACAGGUCCAUUUGUCUUCAUUUCAGUAGAGGACACCCAUUCCAACUCCCACCUCUUCCACUUACAUACCACCCAAAAUUCCACCCUGUGUGUUAAAUAAACAAUACAGUAAAAUAAGUGUGGGAUAAUUAAACAAGGAACUUCGCCAAGUUUGAUCUCAUUCACUAAAAACUAGAAGCAAGGGGGAGGCAAACUGGUAACCAUAAUAACAGUAAUCAAAUGGACCGCUAACAGAAUCUUCAUUAUUUUGUGUAUUUUACUUCUUUUUUCUGUAUAGUACAGAUAUGCUCAGCUAGUAAGACCCUCUCAAUUUAAUGGAGAGCCUUGCGGGACAAUUGACAAAGAAGAGGAGUCUUGCUCUACCAACAGUCCUUGCAGAAAUACCAAGCGAUGCGAAGGGUUUCAGUGUGUAGAAUCAGGUAUGGUAGAUCUGUUACUUUUUUUUUCAUAUUAAACAUCAGAAUUCACACCUAUCAUAGCUUAGACAGAUAUCUACAGUGCUCAUUUCAAUAUAUCUGCUCAUAGUGAGCAUAGUGUUAAGGCAUUGUUUUAACUUUCUUUAAUGAUCAGGUAACAGUGUAAUUGUGCAUAACAGUCCCAAUGGAAAUAUUAGUGUUAUUACCACUGUGCUGGGAUCACAGAUGCUUGUUAGACACUUGCCUGCAGCUAUUUGUUGGUGUUGAGAGUCAUUUGGCUGUGGCUUAAUGCUAGUUCCACCCAUUCUUGUCAACUGUCUUAAUGUUUGUCCCACCCACUCUUGUCUAUUGUCUUACCACUUUGAAAGCCAAUGGCAAUUGUAAACACUGAGUCCUCCUCAUUGAAGAUCACAUGGGAGACCACGUUGCUUGGCAAUGUAGCUCACCGUUCCUUUGCUGCUUGAGAUUUUGUUGAGUGUUUGUGUCUGUAUAUAUGUGUCUGCGUAUAUGUUUUACUCAUUUCUGGAUUUUUGGUUAAUUAACAUAAUAGCAAUUGAUGAAUAUAGCCUGUUAUUUUAAAAAUGUUGUGUUAUUUCUUUCUUACACCGCAAGGAAAAUGUAUUGUACGCAGACUACUAUGCAAUGGGGACGAUGACUGUGGCGAUCGGUCUGAUGAGAAAAACUGUAAGACAGUUCGAAAUCCUUGCACUGAUGAUAUGGAGCAGUACUGGGCCAUAGAAAACCUGGCAAGUGGGUAGGUAUCCUUCAAAGAAAAUACAUAAUUUAUCGACUGCAAAGCAGGGGUAAAACACAUGUACAUAGUGGGCACUGGAUAGCAAUAGCUAUCAACCAUAACCUCCUCGAAACAAACCCCCCACCCCCAAUGAAGAUAUACACCAAUCUUGGAUGAAACCGGCAACUGCAUUUAAUAAACAUAUAACUACGAUAUAACACUUGCUUCUUUUAUUAUAUACGUAUAAAUCUUUAUUACAUAUAACAAACAGCAAUACAUAACAAAUAAAUAACACAUAGAGUCAUACAGAAUAACCUUAAUUAAACUUUAUUAAACUUUAGCUAAACAUCCUCGCCAAACUCUAACCAACCAAAUACAUACGCUUAUCACCCCCCACAGGGUCUUCUCUUCCCCCUUCAUCCACCAAUUUCCUUUUAACCUUUCAAUGCCAACCACUAGGUGUCUUUUGGCUCAGUGGGCAAGUCCAAACCGGUCAAACUGUCUGUCAGUCAACUGCAGCUUUAAUGUGGAAAAAAGCAUCUUGAACCGUCUACCUCUAUGAGUUUAUAUAUGGCAAGUUACACUCUCAGAUGUAUCAAACUAUUCAAUUUAGAAUUUAUGUAAAAUUUUACAGUGAUAUUGCUUUGUGUCUUUUCCAGAAUUAAUUUGUUCACAAAUAACCAUGAAGGAUUGGUUUUGGACCACCGCUAUUUUGCUGGAGGCUGCUCUCCGCAUUAUAUUUUGGAUACAAGAUUUAGAAAGCCUUACAACGUUGAAAAUUACAUUCCACAAGUAAGUCAGUCUCAAUGGGUACCAAGCAAAAAUACUUCUGCUAGAAGUUUAUUCUUAUUGAAAAAAAGUUACCUGAAUGCAUUAACAUGCUUGUUAUCAUUAUUGUAAUGUAUGUCUAAAGACUAGAUGAUUUAUACUACUUCAACUGGUAGAAUCAUUUCUUUAUAAUUGCAAAUAUAAGGGUGAAUCACACUGAAAACUUCAUGGUUACGACAGAAUCAAUGGGGUAUAUUCCCAUUGUCAUAGCCAAGACUGGAAGCAAACCAUUAAUUUAACAAAGUUUUGAUUAGAAAAUUGGCUCACCUGAAAAAUUCUGUGAUGCAAGACGGAGCAAGGGAAAUUUAUGAGUGAUUCUUGAUAUUCAUCAAUUGCUAUUAUGUUAAUUAACCAAUAUAUUAAUAAUUAUUUUGGGUAAAUUCAGAAAUGAGUAAAUCAUUUAUCUUCCAUUAUACAAUGCUCUUACAACAGAUUAUUAAAAUACAUGUUUGCUUAUUUAGCUCUAUCACUAUUUAAUUUGUCUCCCAUGUUGGAAUUAGUGUAGAACCCACCAAUAUUGGGUUGGACUUAACACAAUAUGGCCACAUUGUGGAACUGAAUCCCACGAUUUGUUUGCCGGGAUAGGUGAUUUUAGGUAGCCUUAUAAAAUUUAAAAAUAUAUUUUUAUGUGUGCAUUGUUCCUUAAUUUAAUUCAGAACUUUUAACAGUAUUUGCUAUCCUUGGCUCACAAACACUCUAUCAAACUGUAAUCGAGUGAGGGUUCAUUAUCCUUUUAAAUAAUGUUAUUUAUGUUAGUAAUAUUUAGAGUAUGCAAAUUUUUGUGGCAGAUUUGUGGUAGACUAAUGAUGACCAAAGUUGAAAAAGUUUUGAUGUAUAAUUACCUAAAUUGUAAUUGUACAACUAUAGAUAACUAAAUUUCCAUUUUUCUCUAAUAAAUAUAAUAAAUAUAUUUAUUAUAUAUAUUAAAUAUAUGUUUUAUAUAUAUACAACUCAGUUCUCAACAAUAUUUAUGGAAUAGACCCCUGAAUCUUAUUAUAUUUAUUUUAUAUAUAUAUAUAUAUAUACAACUCAGUUCUUAACAAUAUUUAUGGAAUAAAUAUCUCUUACAACUAUAGGUUACUCUAUUUUGUUUUAAUAUAUAUUUAAAUAUAUAUCUUCUCUGUCUGUACUCUAAAUAAAUCCAUUAUUUUCCAGACUAAGGGAGAAUAUGAGUUUAAACUGUCUGAAUAUGAGUCCUAUUCAAAUUUUGAAAGAGAUUUCUUCAGUGCUCAUGCUCACCAAUCCAGUUUCAAAUUUGGACUAAUAAUCCCAGCCGUGAUUGAAAUUGGAUUCAGCUACAGUGACAUGAAUUUCAAAAAAACUGUUCAAAGGAUAAAGAAAUACUCCCACACUGUAAGUAUGCCAAGGAUAUCUUCCACCUUCAAAUCCCACACAUUGAUAUCACUGAAAAAAUAUAUUCAGCAAGGCUAAGCAGUGUAUAUCAGGCUACCAAUGAUCCUUCUCUAAGCAGUGUAUAUCAGGCUAUCGAUGAUCCUUCUCUAAGCAGUGUAUAUCAGGCUAUCGAUGAUCCUCCUCUAAGCAGUGUAUAUCAGGCUACCAAUGACCCUUCUCUAAGCAGUGUAUAUCAGGGUACCGAUGAUCCUCCUCUAAGCAGUGUAUAUCAGGCUACCGAUGACCCUUCUCUAAGCAGUGUAUAUCAGGCUACCGAUGACCCUUCUCUAAGCAGUGUAUAUCAGGCUACCGAUGAUCCUCCUCUAAGCAGUGUAUAUCAGGCUACCGAUAAUCCUCCUCUAAGCAGUGUAUAUCAGGCUACUGAUGACCCUUCUCUAAGCAGUGUAUAUCAGGCUACCGAUGACCCUUCUCUAAGCAGUGUAUAUCAGGCUACCGAUGACCCUUCUCUAAGCAGUGUAUAUCAGGCUACCGAUGAUCCUUCUCUAAGCAGUGUAUAUCAUGCUAUUGAUGAUCCUUCUCUAAGCAGUGUAUAUCAUGCUAUUGAUGAUAGCCAGGAGCACACAUAUUCUAAACUCCCUACUGAGAUUGUCUCUAAAACAAGUCAUUGUGGAGCCAACUUGUAAAGAGGCCAUACUAGAUUUAGUGUUAACAAAUGGAGAUUUGGUCUCAGAUAUUACUGUAGAUGAAAGUUUAGGAUCCAGUGAUCAUCAGUCAGUGUGGUUUAAUAUAAGAACAGUGACUGAGUCACACCACACAAAAACAAAAGUUUUAGACUUUAAAAAAAAACAGACUUUUCUAAAAUUAGAAUAUGUGUAAAGGAGUCAUCAGACUGGAGCAAUUUAAAUGGAGUCCAAGAGAAAUGGGAUUAUUUAAAAGUUGCACUGCUGAAGGCAACAGAAAAAUGCAUUAGGUUUGUCAGUAAAAGCAAAAAAUUCAAGAAAUCACUGUGGUUCUCCGCAGAUGUGGCCAAAAUAGUAAAAAACAAAAAGUUAGCAUUUAGUAAUUAUAAAAAAAAAACAGAGUGAGGAAGACAGAAUGAUCUAUAAGAUUAGGCAGAAAGAGGCUAAGCAAGUUAUAAGAGCUUCCAAAUCACACACAGAAGAGAAAAUAGCACAGUCAGUACAAAAAAAGGGGACAAAAUUUUUUUUAGAUACAUAAAUGAGAAAAGAAAAGUAAAACAAGGAUUAGUUAGAUUAAAAACAAAAGAAGGAAGGUAUGUAGAAGAGGAUAAAGGUCUAGCUGACUGCCUCAAUGAAUAUUUUUGUUCAGUAUUUACAGAUGAAAAUGAAGGAAAGGUACCUCAGGAAAAAGGACAAAUUAGUAAUUUAUUACAUGUGAGUUUACAGAGGAAGAGGUUCUAUUUCAACUGUCAAAAGUAAAGACAAAUAAGUCAAUGGGACCUGAUGGAAUACACCCAAAGCUAUUAAAAGAGCUUAGUGGUGUACUAGCAAAACCAUUAACAGACUUAUUUAACCAAUCAUUGUUAACAGGAGUAGUCCCAGAAGAUUGGAAGUUAGCGAAUGUUGUGCCCAUUUACAAGAAAGGUAAUAGGGAGGAGUCGGCAACUAUAGGCCAGUAAGCCUUACUUCAGUAGUGGGGAAAGUGAUGGAAACCAUGUUAAAGGAUAGGAUUGUUGAACAUCUAAAAACACAUGGAUUUCAAGAUCAGAGACAACAUGGGUUUACUUCAGGGAGAUCAUGCCAAACUAAUCUCAUUGAUUUUUUUGAUUGGGUAACUUAAAUAAUAGAUCAGGUUGGUGCAGUAGACAUUGCUUAUCAAUAAAUUGCAAUCUUUAAGUUUGGGUUCCAAUAUUGUUGAAUGGGUAAGGCAGUGGCUGAGUGACAGGCAACAGAGGGUUGUAGUCAAUGGAGUAUAUUCGAAUGGCUUGUCACCAGUGGGGUACCUCAGGGAUCUGUACUUGGACCCAUUCUCUUUAAUACUUUUAUUAGUGAUAUUGCAGAAGGUCUUGAUGGUAAGGUAUGUCUUUUUGCCGAUGAUACUAAGAUAUGUAACAGGGUUGAUGUUCCAGGAGGGAUAAGCCAAAUGGCAAAUGAUUUAGGUAAACUAGAAAAAUAGUCAAAGUUGUGGCAACUGACAUUUAAAGUGGAUAAGUGCAAGAUAAUGCAUCUUGGAGGUAAAAACCCAAGGGUACAGAAUAUUUGAUAGCGUCCUAACCUCAACAUCUGAGGAAAGGGAUUUAGGGGUGAUUAUUUCUGAUGACUUAAAGGUAGGCAGACAAUGUAAUAGAGCAGCAGGAAAUGCUAGCAGAAUGCUUGGUUGUAUAGGGAGAGGUAUUAGCAGUAGAAAGAGGGAAGUGCCCAUGCCAUUGUACAGAACACUGGUGAGACCUCACUUAGAGUAUUGCACACAGUACGGGAGACCGUAUCUUCAGAAGGAUAUUGAUACUUUAGAGAGAGUUCAGAGAAGGGCUACUAAACUGGUUCAUGGAUUGCCGGAUAAACCUUACCAAGAUAGGUUAAAGGAUCUUAACAUGUAUAGCUUGGAGGAAAGAGGAGACACGGGGUGUAUGAUAGAAACAUUUAAAUACAUAAAGGGAAUCAACACAGUUAAGGAGGAGACUAUAUUUAAAAGAAGAAAAACUACCACAACAAGAGGACAUAGUCUUAAAUUAGAGGGUCAAAGGUUUAAAAAUAAUAUCAGGAAGUAUUACUUUACUGAGAGGGUAGUGGAUGCAUGGAAUAGCAUUCCAGCUGAAGGGGUAGAGGUUAACACAGUAAAGGAGUUUAAGCAUGCGUGGGAUAGGCAUAAGACCAUCCUAACUAUAAGAUAAGGCCAGGGACUAAUGAAAGUAUUUAGAAAAUUGGGCAGACUAGAUGGGCCUAAGGGUUCUUAUCUGCCAUCACAUUCUAUGUUUCUAUCAAUGAUCCUCCUCUAAGCAGUGUAUAUCAUGCUAUCGAUGAUCCUUCUCUAUGCAUUGUAUAUCAGGCUACCGAUGAUACUUCUCUAAGGAGUGUAUAUCAGGAUAAUGAUGAUCCUCCUCUAAGCAGUGUAUAUCAGGCUACUGAUGAUCCUUCUCUAAGCAGUGUAUUUCUGGCUACCAAUGAUCCUCCUCUAAGCAGUGUAUAUCAGGCUAUCGAUGAUACUCAGCUAAGCAGCAUAUAUCAGGAUAAUGAUGAUCCUCCUCUAAGCAGUGUAUAUCAGGCUAUCGAUGAUCCUUCUAUAAGCAGUGUAAAUCAGGAUAACGAUGAUCCUUCUCUAAGCAGUAUAUAUCAGGCUACCGAUGAUCCUCCUCUAAGCAGUGUAAAUCAGGAUAACGAUGAUCCUUCUCUAAGCAGUAUAUAUCAGGCUACCGAUGAUCCUCCUCUAAGCAGUGUAUAUCAGGCUACCGAUGAUCCUUCUCUAAGCAGUGUAAAUCAGACUACCGAUGAUCCUUCUCUAAGCAGUGUAUAUCAGGCUACCGAUGAUCCUCCUCUAAGCAGUGUAUAUCAGGCUACCGAUGAUCCUUCUCUAAGCAGUAUAUAUCAGGCUACCGAUAAUCCUCUGCUAAGCAGUGUAUAUCAGGCUACCAAUGAUCCUUCUUUAAGCAGUGUAUAUCAGGCUAUCAAUGAUCCUUCUCUAAGCAGUGUAUAUCAGGCUACCGAUGAUCCUUCUCUCAGCAGUGUAUAUCAGGCUACCGAUGAUCCUUCUCUAAGCAGUGUAUAUCAGACUACCGAUGAUCCUUCUCUAAGCAGUGUAUAUCAGGCUACCGAUGAUCCUCCUCUAAGCAGUAUAUAUCAGGCUACCGAUGAUCCUCCUCUAAGCAGUGCAUAUCAGGCUACCGAUAAUCCUCUGCUAAGCAGUGUAUAUCAGGCUAUCAAUGAUCCUUCUCUAAGCAGUUUAUAUCAGGCUACUGAUGAUCCUUCUCUAAGCAGUGUAUAUCAGGCUACCGAUGAUCUUCCUUUAAGCAGUGUAUAUCAGGCUACCGAUGAUCUUCCUCUAAGCAGUAUAUAUCAGGCUACCAAUGAUCUUCCUCUAAGCAGUAUAUCUCAGGUUAAUGAUAAUCCUCUGCUAAGCAGUGUAUAUCAGUCUACCAAUGAUCUUCCUUUAAGCAGUGUAUAUCAGGCUACCGAUUAUCCUUCUCUAAGCAGUAUAUAUCAGGCUACCGAUGAGCCUUCUCUAAGCAGUGUAAAUCAGGCUACCGAUGAUACUCCGCUAAGCAGUGUAUAUCAGGCUACCGAUGAUCCUCCUCUAAGCAGUGUAUAUCAGGCUACCGAUGAUCCUCCUCUAAGCAGUGCAUGUGAGACUGUUGCCAGAGUUAGACUCGCCUAUAGAUAUUUUUAGAAUAGUCAAGAAACACAGCAGUUUACACAGGAAGGAGGAAAAUUAAAAAGCACCAAAAACUCAUUUUUAGUUUAAAAAUAGCAUACAUUGAUUGAUGUACUAUAAUGUAUCAAACGGUACAUUUACUUUAUGGUUUCUCUUUAAGUGACACCCCAACACCAAAAUCCAGUUGCGUCAUAAUGCUACUCUUUGCAAGGUGAGAUAGCUUUAAGAUCAAAGUAGUAACACCGAGAACUAUAAGAAUUAAUGAAUGUGCAAGAUGUAAAUGAGGCUAUCCUGAAUAAUAAAUAGUCAAAGUCACCUGAGAAUUCAUAAUGAACAGGUUACAUGAGCCAAGUGAUUCUUAGGCUUGAUUACAGUCUACUGUCUUCUUCAGGACAAGGUAUGAGUCAAAUCUCGAAUCUUGGUUUGAAUAGCAGUAAUUAACAAUAUGCAUAAUUUUUGGUGUCCUCUACAUCUGAAUAUAUUGCAGUGACAUAAUGUACUUAUAUAUCUGAAUUAUUUUUCUUUUUACAAAAUAUUUCUCACCAGUAAGGAUAUAUUGAAAUUUCUCACUUUUUUUUUCUUUCUUUUUUUUCUUUUUUUCUUUUUAUAGAGCAGUACAUUUAUCCAUGCCAAGUCUACUUUGGAAGUGGCAAAAUAUAAACUAAGGUCCCGGAACUUUAUGCUUCAUUCCGAGUUUUUCCAGCGAGUGAAACAGUUGCCAAUUGAAUAUGUCUAUGGAGAAUAUAGAGAACUCUUCAGGGACUAUGGAACUCACUUCAUUACUGAAGCCACUUUAGGAGGCACUUAUGAAUAUACCUUAAUUCUGAAGACUGACACCAUAAAAAAUGAAGGUACAUGUUUCUAUGUAUUAAAUUGUAAUAACAAGUGGAAUCUCAUGGUCUUAGAUUUCAAACAAAUGGUUACCCGAUUUUUUUACCCAACUUUAUGGCACUCGUUAACAAUGCCAGUAAUGAACUUGUAAGCCUAGGACAGUUUCUACAGUGUACUAACUAAAAAAGUAAUUUCUGUUUGUUUUUUUAUAUAAAAAUGAUAUACUAAUUAGAUGUUUCCAAUAGGUUAUUCGUUAAAUGAUGUACAGUCCUGUCUCCAGGCUGGAUUUACACUUGGAGGAAAUAUUAAAGGCAUUUGGGUUAGUGUCAGCAUGUCAGCAUCUGCAUGUAAUUCUCUUUUAAAAGAAAUUGGAGGUAAGUCAACUCAUGCUUAUGGAACAAAACUAACAAAUACAUAUUGAGACGUGUAAAAAAAAAAGGGAGGGUAGCUGAAAUUAGAAAAAUUCUCUUAUAUUGACUGAUAUGUGUCCAGGGCUGCACCUCUUCUGUGGAACUCCCUACCCUUCUCCUCAAGACUUUCACCCAGUCUCCAUCCACUCAAAAAAUCAUUGAAAACUCACUUCUUCAAUAAAGCACAUCAAUUAAACUGUUAGCAGGUUUUUAUCCCCCACCUCUCAUGACUCCUCUCCUGCAACUGUCAAAAAUAACUUACUAAGUCCUCAGUGAAUACUUUUCUAACAACGUACUUCGUACCCCUACUUUUACCCUUUGUGUCAUUAUACCCCACUCGCUCUAGAAUGUAAGCUCACUGAGCAGGGCCCUCCACCUCUCUGUUCCUGUAUGUCCAGUUGUUUGGUUACAAUUACAUGGCUGUUGGUCCACCCAUUGUACAGCGCUACGGAGUCUGAUGGCGCUAUAUAAAUAAUAAAAUAAUAAUAAAUAAUGUGUCACAAGAGCUGAGUGAUUUUAAACUUAAAGAAAGGACAAGUGGUCCCAAGUCCUAUAGUCCAUAAGACAUUCAUACAACAAGGAGCCGGGCUGCACGGAAUGUAACACCUUCUUAUCAUUCUUUAUUUUCUGCCUAUUGAAAAUUACAUCAAUUAAAAAUCAAAAAUACAAAUAAAUACAACAAGUCCACAUCCCUAUAUUUAUGGCAAAAGAACCUUAGUAAAAAAAUCUCAACUUUUUUUUUUGUGUAGAAUUUCAUACAUCCAUUUCUAUAAUGGUCUGAAAUUCUACUAUUGACUGAUAAUUAACUUUCAUUUCCUAGAUAUCAUAUCAUUUUAAUGUUGUGUUACAGACAAUUAUUCCACACAUAAGAUGGUGGAGGACUUUGUUGCUCUUGUUCGAGGAGGAUCAAGUGAGCAUAUAACAACCCUUGCUCACAAGAGUCUUCCAAACCCCGAUCUAAUGCAGGAGUGGGGUGACGCAGUCUACUAUAAUCCCGAGAUCAUAAAUACUAAGGUAUUACACAUUUUGUAUACAUAGUGAAUUAUAUUAUAUUAUGCACACAGGCAUCUUUUUUCAAUGUUUACUGUAGAGAAAUAUGAAUUAGGCCAGACUUGCAAAAACUGAAUUUAAAGGGACACUAUAGUCACCAAAACAACUUUAGCUUAAUGAAGCAGUUUUGAUGAAUAGAUCAUGCCUCUGAAGUUUAAGUGCUCAAUUCACUGCCAUUAAGGAGUUAAAUCACAUUUGUUUCUGUUUAUGCAGGUUUCAUUUCCAAUCAGAUAGUAACUUGCAUUACAAUUUUGUAUUAUCAGCUCUCUAAAUUGAACUUUAAUCACAUACAGGAGGCUCCUGCAGGGUUUUGCAAGCUAUUAACAGAGCAUAAGUUAAGAAAUGCUACAUUAAACAGAAAUUGCAAUAAAGGAAGUAUAAACAUUAGAUGACUCUUUACAGGAAGUAUUUAGGAAGGCUGUGUAAGUCACAUGCAGGGAGGUGUAACUAGACUGCAUAAACAAAGUGAUUUAACUCCUAAAUGGCAGAGAAUUGAACAGUGAGACUGCAGGGACAUUAUCUAUACACCAAAACUGAAUCAUUAAGCUAAAGUUAUAUUGCUGACGAUAGUGUCCCUUUAAUUCAUGUCUAAAAGUGAACCUUUCAUUAUUUGCAUAUGUGUGAUGGAUCAAGUGCUCUCUACAUGAAUUAUAAUAUAUUAUUAUAAGUAAUUAUUGAAUCUCUUAUCUUGAUAAAAUAAUCAGAAAACACAUAGAGGCUCAAUGGUAAACUAAACCUGAAUGUUGCAUCUGUGUCUCGGUUAUGUAUGGUAAGUACAUCCAUAUGCUUCUGCAAAACCAAGAGUAAUAUCCACUAGCAUAGAGCUAUAAUUUAAAACAUUAAAAUAAAUAUCCACUUUGUUAUAUUAAAUUGAUUAGUGCUCUUUUAGGACCAGCAGACUUUUCAGUACCAUAGAUUGGCAUUGUAGGUAUUAGUAGUUGGUCAUCUACAAUUUGAUAAGCAAAUCUGUGAUUUUGAUUGACAUACAUGGGCCUGAUCAGGAAUAGUAAUAGUAUUCGAUAACUAUCUGUAGCUUGGAUUGGCAUGAGAAAUAUAACAAUUAGUAGCCAUAGAAGUAGCCACAAUGCAGUUCUGCAUCAUUUCACCAUUCUUUGUGGUGUUCUAAUGCAAGUUCUAAUACAAGUCUUUUUCUCUGAAGGUAUCCCAUUGUUAAUCUACCAUAGUAGAUGCACAGAUAUGCCCACUUUUGAAAUUAAAUCUUGAUACCCUUAGUCACCAAAAGUGAGGUUGUUUGUGAACAGUUAUUCACCAGUAGAUUUCACUAAAAGAUAAAGUAUUCAAAAAAAAAAAUAUUUCUAGUUUCACUACUGGUAGGCAAGGUUGACUAUUUAAUAGAAGUGAAAUAGUACGGGUAGGUGAAAUGUGGCUCUAGCUUACAUGGGAGGUAUACUAUUAAGAAAUGAGAAAAAACUGGCUGAAUUUUGUAACAGAAUGACUAAACAAGCCAAUUGAUGCUCAAUUGUUGGUAUAACUGGGUAUAUAUGUCAGUCAUAGAAUUCAAAUUAUAGAAAUAUGGAAAGUGACGGCAGAUAAGAACCAUUCGGCCCAUCUAGUCUGCCCAAUAUUUUGAAGUACUUUUAAUUAGUCCCUGGCCUUAUUUUAUAGCUAGGAUAGCCUUAUGUCUAUCCCACGCAUGCUUAAACUUCCUCACUGUGUUAACGUCUACCCCUUCAGCUGGAAGGCUAUUCCAUGCAUCCACUACCCUCUCAGUAAAGUAAUACUUCCUGAUAUUAUUUUUAAACCUUUGUCCCUGUAAUUUAAGACUAAGUCCUCUUGUUGUGGUAGUUUUCCUUCUUUUAAAUAUAGUCUCCUCCUUUACUGUGUUGAUUCCCUUUAUGUAUUUAAAUGUUUCUAUCAUAUCCCCUCUGUCUCGUCUUUCCUCCAAGCUAUAAUUAUACGUAAGUUAAAUUUGUAUAGAAUACUGACGGGAGAUUGAGAAGGUUGCAGAAACACAUUGUAAACAUGUAAAUGGAUUUAAAAAAAAAAAAACAUGAAGCAGUAAAUGGUCUACUCUGUGAUAAUUUGCAGGUCAGUCCUUUGUAUGAGCUGGUAACUGUAGCAGAUUUUGCUGGAGCCAUCAAUCUGCGAGAAAACAUGAAACGUGCACUCGAAGAGUUUCAGCUUGAGACCAGUACUUGCCGUUGUGUUCCCUGCCAAAACAAUGGGAUACUUAACUUCAAGGGUAAAAUUUAAUUGAAUCUAAUAGUACAUUCAUUUUACACCAAAAUAGCCCAUCUGGAAGCUCAGCUAACUUUAGUCAGUAACCCUGUAAAUAAUGUUUUAUAUAUUUUGAGUAUGAAAAAAAUUUGACAAAUAUUUGUUUUGUGCAGAAUCUCGCUGUGAGUGUAUAUGUCCUUCUGGGUUUCAAGGUACAGCUUGUGAAAUCACCAAAAGACAAGGUAAAUAUGUUGCUAAAUAAUACAGGUUUGUUAGUUAUUCCUCAGAUCAUCAUGUUUUUCUUCCAAAGAUGGGAAAUGAAAGCAAACCUACUUUAAUUUGUUUAAUACUUUCAACUGAGUGUUUUUCCAACAUUGGAAUAACAUGUACAUUUACCAAAUUAGUCAAUCUGGGAACCCAAACCAUAACAAAGUUUUGUUGUCUUUUAUAUUUUUUUGGAGGGAUGUGGUUUACUAACCAGUAUUACCAACUUUUUUAAACAGUAUGUUUUUGAAGCAUAGCUAAGAGCCUUACUGAAUUCCUGCUCCAGAGGCCCACACUUUAUUAGGUUCAGAUCAAAGGUAGAAUUGGGCAUUGCUGGGAUUUGGUUGUGCUAAGUGUUGCCUUAUGGUACCCCCAAGCCCUGAGUAGAACUGUGCUCUGGAUGUCUAACGAUCAUUUCACCAAAUCCCUAGCCUCCAAGGGAAGUCGGAAGACUUAAUAUUAUAAGUAGAAGAUAGUACAGUAGGUUAGUUUUAGUUUAGUUCUACAAGGCACUAAAUAAUGCUUGCUAGGUCGACCAUCAAAAGAAAGAUAAUUACAAGCAAUUAAAAAAGUAUCAGAACCCAAAACCCAAUUACACUACCGCAUAUCUGAUCACUAACCGUAACUUAACUCUUUUCAGUUAACUUGGUGUUAAACUGGUAGAAAAUGUUUUCACAAUUAUUGGAGGGACUGUGCCAGGAGACUCCAAUCACUAUAACCAGUUCAAUAAGACGAAAUGGUUAUAGUGCCUACAAACUGUUCAUCUUUCUUGAAUGUAAAACCAACAGUAGGCUAAAAAUGGUUUAUUAAUUUCUCUCUAAUACUAAAACAUUGUAAAAUACAACAGAAUUGCAAUGAAGUAAUGAUUAAAAAAUGCUUGUAUUAGGCCUUGACUGGCCAUGGGGCAACUUUUAUUUUCUCCCAUCUGCCCCCCACAGCAUACCUUCCUACACAUACACACACUGCCCCCCUUACCCCUACUUUCCCUAUACACACUAUGCCCCCUAUAGACACACACUCUCUCAUUUUCUAUACCCCUAACUGACUGAGACUGACCUAUUUACCAAAAUACUACACCACAAUCAGCUCACUCUACACACACACACAAUCUCCAAACACAUGCUCGAUAGGCUUUCCUGGCCCUUUUGUCCUCCGGUAUCCCACUUAUGGAGACAUCAGAAACAAGUCACAAGCAAAAACAGCACAAGCAAGUAAUUCAUUUUACUUAUGCUGUGCAGUACUAAUACAGGGCUGUUUUCUAAUGCAAGAGUUCUUCAGCAGGGCUCUGCACAUCGUCUGCCCUGGAAGAGUAUUGAACCAACAUGCUCACUUUGAGAGGGGACAUGCUUGUCACUGGUGAAGACAAAACACCACCUCUCUGGCCUCGCCACCAUCUCACUGGGCCACAGUGAUUUUUUUUUUAAAAAUAGGCGGGCCACAUUUUUUCCCCAGUCUUUUCCUGGCUUGUUUGAUGGCAUUAGAGAAAAAUAUGUUUAUUGUGCAUUUAGGACUUGAUAAAGUGCUUUGUAAACUAGCCUUCAGGACAAAUUCCAGCAACUAACAGAGCAGGAGAUGACUAAGAAUGUAUUACAUUGAUUCAAUAUUUUGUGAUGUAUGGUUUGCUGUCUUGCUUUUAGUCAGUGCUGUAGAUGGAAACUGGGGCUGUUGGUCCAGCUGGACACCUUGCAAAAGUAGAGAGAAGACAAGACAGCGAGUGUGCAACAACCCGAGUCCACAGAACGGCGGCCAACAGUGCAAUGGUGCAAGUGCCGAUGCAAUAAACUGCUAAAUGUAUCAUGGCUCUGCAUGUAUUUUAUUUAGACAGAGGAAGCCCUUUCUUGAAAGAUUAUAUUCUGUAAAAUAGAUUUGUUUAACUCCUUAAGUCAUUUACAUGCAAUUUAAAAAAUAUUCAUUUGCUCUACAAAAUGUUUAGUAAAAAUCAAAAUGUUGUCACUUGUUGUCCAGGAAAAGUGAUGCUUUGCAAAAAAGAUGGGGUCCUUAUUGAUGACCAGGCAAAUACCUCAAUUCAAUAAGCUUUCCCAAUCAUUUAGUACUGUCAGAAAAAGUCUCUCAAUCAUUUAUCUACAAAAGUUACCAUAUAUAUUAAGGGUGAGUUCUGUAGAAAAAUCAUUUGGAAUAAUUUUUUUUUUUUUUAACAGUAAUGAAUCAAUUGAAAAGCUUAAUGAAUCGAGUCCAACAAAUGAAAAGAAGUGAACAUUCAUCGGGCUUAACUAUUGGAAUUAUCAAGAAAUAGGACUGAAACUGGUCCGUCCAUAUGUUGUAAUAAAUUCCAAAGAUUAAGUCCGACGAGAACUCUCUUCUUUUCAUACUUUACAUAUAUAUAAACUACGAAGCAUAUUUUUUUAGUUGUUUCAUCAUCAUAUACAUGUUGUACUGGGUGGAAUUUAGCAAUUAAGAUGUUUGAAAAUCUGUGUUCAGCAGUACAAAAUCUGGAAAUCAUUUUGAAAAAUAACAAACAUUUAUCACAUUUGUAAAGUGAGGUCACUGUUUUUUUCUGGAUAUUAAAUAUAGUGCAUACUUGUUAUAUUUUUGUGUUUUGUAUAUUUUUAUUUAAGUUUGCAUUUUUUCUUAUUGUUCUACAGUGACUCAUUUAAUCAGUCACACGAUUUACCCACUGGAUGGUUAGCAUGUGACAUUUGGGUAUUUUGCCUACAAGAAUAUAUGCACAAAGCUAUACCUUCAGGCAUACUCCAAUGAACAGGGCAUAAACAACUAACAUUAAAAUGGCAAUACCCUUUACUGCAUUAAAAAAUCCAUUCAUCAUGAUCCCCUGUAGACUGAUGUACCUCGACUUUUGCCUCCAAGCAUGGAAUAAAAUGAUGCCACUUUAAUAUGCAGGACCUUGGCCAGAUUAUAAAAAUAAAAAAAAACACACCUAAACUCCAGAAAUAGAACGGUCAGCAUACUUACAUAAUCAUAACAAACACUGAAUGGUUUAGUAGUAAGUACACAUUUUUAAUACUUUGUAGGGCCCCUUUGCCUCAGAACAGCAGGAAUAAUUUGUGGCAUGAAUCCAACAUUAACACUGAUGAACUGACAACUGCUGAAAACGUUUCUUGGUUUCGGAGGUCUAUGUUGGUAUUAUAGCAUAAAGUUGUUACUGUAGAUUUCUCAGCUGCACAUUUAUGCUGUGAUUCUCCCAACCACAAGUUCUCUAUGGUGCUACGAUCUGGUGUCUGUAAGGGUCAUUGGAAUGUGCAGAACACAAUGUAAUUUCCAUGGAAGCAGCUUGAAAAGAGUUGUUUGGAAGUAGUCAUUAGAAGAUGGGUAGACUGUGGUCGUUUGAGCAACAAUAACCUGGUAUUGAUGUGUGCCAGGAAAAUAUGCCCCACUCCAUUGACAAACUAUUGAGACAGUUGGCCACUUUUGAGCCCCCCCCGAGGAUGGCGGUGGGCAGCGGGCAGCGAGGGAGCAUACUCACCUGAGCUCUUCCUGCUCAGAUCCCACCGCGCCGCUUAAUGAAGCCAGAAUAUGACAUCAGACCGGCUCCCGGCAUCACUAAGCAGAGCACGAGGGAGCUGAGCAGGAAGAUUAGAGCUCCCUCGCCACCUACCCUGCCUGUCUGCCCCCUGCUUGUCUGCCCAGCAGCCCUGUGUUGGGAGAAAUGUGUAUGUGUGUAUGUGUCUGUAAGUGUGUCUGUAAGUGAAUGUGUGUCUGUAAGUGUGUAUGUGUGUGUGUCUGUAAGUGUGUGUCUAUGUGAGUGAAUGUGUGUGUGUGUGUGUUUUGGUCAGUGUGUGUCCAAGUGUAAGUGUGUGUGUGUAUAUAUGUCAUUGUUUGUCAGUAUAUAUGAGAGUGUGUGUCUGUCAGUGAGUGUAUGCGUCUGUCAGUGUGUGUCCAAGUAAUAGUGUGUGUAUGUCAUUGUUUGUCAGUGUAUAUGAGAGUGUGUGUCUGUCAAUGAGUAUAUGCGUCUGUCAGUGAGUGAGUGUGGCCUUGACAGGAAGGGGUGGGGAAAAUUUUAAUUUGGGGGUGGCAGCACAAAUCCUAAAUACACCACUUGCCUUACUACUAAAACAAGAGAAAAGCUUAAUUUUGAUAGUUUUACAAAAAUUGGCCCAAGAUAUGAAAAUUUCCAUUCCUACAAAAGAUUGGUAUGAUUCAAUGAUUGUUCCAAAGAAGAAUAUUCAUUGUUUAAAUCUAAUUGAACUCGAAUUUAAGUUACUUAAUAGAUGGUAUCUAACUCCUCAGAAAAUGAAAAAGAAAUAUCCAAACAACAUCUGCUUGUUGGAAAUGUGGAAAACAGGAAGCAGACUUUAUGCAUUAGUGGUGGACAUGCCCUGUUAUCAGGGAACUCUAGAGAGAGGUCCAAAUUUAGUUGGAUAAAAUAUUGGAUUACAACAUAACUUUUACACCAGAAACUGUGAUUCUACAUUUAAAUCUUCUUAAAAACAACAAACAAACCCUUAAAAUUAUUGCUUCAUGUUUUCACAGCAGUGAAAAUAGUAAUAGCAAGGAAUUGGAAAAGCCCAAAUAAACCAGACUGGCCCACAAUUAAAGCCCAACUCAAAUACCAAUUGAAUAUGGAAAAAGAUAUAAAAACUUCAAUAAACGUAAAAGGUAAUUUAAAUGGUUUAUGAGAAAAAUGGAUAGAAAAAUUGGAACUUCUUUAAUCGAAUUUGAUUCAGAAGUGGGGACCGCCCUGCACGUACAAAAAACUGAACCUUCUCUAAUACUUCUUCCUCCCUCUAGUAUCUACAAUAUCACACUCGGUUAUUUACUCAUUAAUUAUUUAUUAAUUUAUUUAUUUUAGUUUAGUUUUUUUAUUACUUGUUCUUUUUUCUUCCCUAUUUUUGUUUUGUUUGUCCUGUGAGGGUUAACCCCUUAAGGACCAAACUUCUGGAAUAAAAGGGAAUCAUGUCAUGUGUCCUUAAGGGGUUAAACAUCAACACAAAGAAAUAUAUGAGCCGUUAUUAGAUCAAAAGCUUAUACCUAUAUGAUGUCUAACUUGCUUAGUUCACUUUUUAUAAAUACUUUAAAUGAUGACCACAUGUGUUACGAACAUAUGAUUUGUAAUGAUUGUUUUAAUCUGUAUAAAAUCAAAUAAAG